GUUGUAUAAUAGAUUUUGUAAAUAGCAGCAAUGUUCAAGCUGAAGAACGGACAAGAAAUUCCGAAAUUGGCUCUCGGGACAUACGAAGCCAAAGGUGAUCAGCUUUUCGCAGCUGUCGACGAAGCACUCAAAGUUGGAUACCGUAGUUUCGACACAGCGAAGUACUAUGAAAAUGAAAAGGAUUUGGGUUUAGCUCUUAAAACUCUUCUCCCACGUCACAAUAUUUGUUCUGAGGAUAUCUACUUGACAUCCAAAGUGUUUCCGUAUUCAAGUAAAAAUGCUGCUGAGCUAAUCAGAAAAGAUGUCAAUGAAUCACUGGAAUUGUUAGAUAGAAAAUAUUUGGAUUUGGUUCUUGUACACUACCCUCGUCCUCUUGACACUGAAGAUCUUAAUGAAAAUAACAAAAUGUAUCGUAAAGAUACGUGGAUUGCACUGGAGAAGUUGCAUGCCGAGGGAAAAAUUCGCUCAAUCGGAGUCUCAAACUACGAACCACAUCACAUUGAAGAGAUGAGAAGUUACAUCACAAUUGAACCACAAGUCAAUCAAAUCGAAUAUCAUCCUCACUUCCAGCGAAAAGUCCUCCGCGCCUACUGUAAUAAAAACGAAAUUCUUUUCCAAGCUUUCUCUCCUCUCGGGCGUGGGAACAAGACUCUACUGGGUGAUUCAACGAUGGAGCGCAUUGCUUUGUGUCAUAAGACAACAGUUGCUAAUGUCAUCUUGGCAUGGAUUAUGAAAGGAAAAUAUGGUGUCGUUGCCAAGUCGGUCACUCCAUCGAGAGUCGCAGAAAAUUACACGUCUCUUUCCUUGGAACUGUCUGAUGAUGAGUUCGAAAAGAUUAACGGAUUGAAUCUGGAAACACCAUACGUCGAGGACCGUGGAUGGUUCGUGCUCUGAUCAUCUCACUUUCUCCUUCUAAUUUAUUCUCCUAUUUAUGUAUAUAUUGUAUAUAUACAUUCCAUUGAAACACCUUAUGAUUUUCAACACGUUUUAUUCAUGAACCAUUAUAUUGU
Molecule: messenger RNA, 1010 nt
Organism: Caenorhabditis elegans
Lineage: Eukaryota; Metazoa; Nematoda; Chromadorea; Rhabditida; Rhabditidae
Gene: C01G5.5
Product: NADP-dependent oxidoreductase domain-containing protein
Exons: 8
Coding region: 31-894 (287 amino acids)
Molecular function (GO): oxidoreductase activity, acting on the CH-OH group of donors, NAD or NADP as acceptor; oxidoreductase activity
Source: RefSeq, marked reviewed